AUGACAGAAUCGACAUACAUUUCCACAGUAAAACUGGUUUUACUGGGUGAAUCAUCAGUGGGGAAAUCAACAAUUGUGACAAGGUUUACCACUGGCGAGUUCCAUAUUAACAGCCCCACUAUUGGUGCUGCUUUUAGUACGAAGGCGAUGGAGUGGGUUGACUCAGAGGAUGGGAUUAAAAGAAGAGUGAAUUUUGAAAUUUGGGAUACUGCAGGGCAGGAGAGAUACCGGUCAUUGGCACCCAUGUAUUACCGAAAUACAGAUGUGGCCUUGAUAGUGUUUGACGUGACACAACUAGCAAGUGAAAAGAAAGCACAGUCGUGGAUCGAUGAAUUGAAUAAUUACUUGGAGGACUAUAAGAAAGACACUGUGCAGCUACGAGUUGUGGGGAAUAAAAUCGAUCUUGUGGAUGAAGAGACGUUGCAAAACUGGAAUGAUGCUGAACUAGUAUCUGCCAAAACUGGAGAAGGCAUAGAUGAGUUGUUUCUGAAAAUAGGUAAAGACAUACCCAUCGAUAAAUUUACACUACUUCAAGAAGAUGUACCGCAAAGUACCUCAACCAGUAAUGAAGGAGGUGGCAUAAAUUUGGAGCAGAGCCCAGAGGCUGUCAGUACCGGCAAUUGUAGUUGUUGA
Molecule: messenger RNA, 633 nt
Organism: Kluyveromyces lactis
Lineage: Eukaryota; Fungi; Ascomycota; Saccharomycetes; Saccharomycetales; Saccharomycetaceae
Gene: YPT10
Product: Rab family GTPase YPT10
Exons: 1
Coding region: 1-633 (210 amino acids)
Biological process (GO): protein targeting to vacuole
Cellular component (GO): endomembrane system; late endosome; endocytic vesicle
Molecular function (GO): GTP binding; GTPase activity
Source: RefSeq, a predicted model, not a curated record